Messenger RNA from Selaginella moellendorffii, 2115 nucleotides. Its product is annotated as serine/threonine-protein kinase-like protein CR4. The transcript has 3 exons. Gene Ontology annotation, molecular function: ATP binding; protein kinase activity. The record is from RefSeq and is a predicted model, not a curated record. Lineage: Eukaryota; Viridiplantae; Streptophyta; Lycopodiopsida; Selaginellales; Selaginellaceae. The coding region runs from base 1 to 2115 and encodes 704 amino acids. Gene Ontology annotation, biological process: protein phosphorylation.
AUGGCCACAAUCGGUUCUAUGUGGACUGGCUAUCCUUACAUAGAUGUAGGUGAUUAUUCCAUUUGUGUUUUACAAGCAAAUUCCUUACAACCAAUAUACUUGGGAAAAUUUAUAUCGCCAGUAGGAGUACCUAAAGACAAGAAGCUCUUGGCUAUUUCAGGAGGAUCCGGGUUUGUAUGUGGGCUGCUUUAUGGUUCACAGUUUCCAAUAUGCUGGGGUGACAUAGAAUUGCCACAGUCUCUAGAAAACAUAAGCUUUACAAGCUUGAAUUGUGGCAGGAGCCACUGUUGUGCGAUCCGGAGUGACGACAGUAAAAUCAACUGCUGGGGUAUAUUCAUCUACAAAUCUCCAGACCAGCCAUUCGUGUCAGUCUCAUUGGGAAUAGAUUUUUCCUGUGGCCUGACCCAAGAUGGAAAUAUUACUUGUUGGGGUCAUCUCUCUGAUGCUAUACCACAACCAGAUCGAGGCACUGGAACCUUUGUAUCUCUAUUCGCGGGAGGUUACUCCAUAUGUGGGAUAGAAAGCUCCACAAGGGAUAUACUUUGCUGGGGGGAAGAUGCUUCUUACACUUAUGCUCCAUCUGUUUUUCAAUUCUCUAGCGUAACCGGAGGACGCUAUCAUAUGUGUGGCAUUAGAGCGGAUAAUCACCAAGUGGUGUGCUGGGGACAAAACAAUGUUUAUCAGCUUAGAGCUCCAAAGAAUGUCUCAUUCACAGCCAUUUCAGCUGGCGACUUUUAUACUUGUGGUUUCACGCGGGAUGGGCGUUUAAGAGUUCUUUGCUGGGGAGGAUACAAGGAAGAGUAUUGGGAAGUUAACAUCACUGGCAUUCAUGUUAGUCAGGCGAUAUGCUCAAGCCGGUGUCGCAAGGAUCAAUACCAGACUUCUAAGUAUGGGUGUCCAUCGCUAACAGAUCGGGUGUGCUUGGAUUGUUCAGUGUGUACUGGUGAUGAUAUUGAGCUUGUUCCGUGUGGGAUCAACACUGAUCGUGUGUGUGGGAAGCCAUCUUUGGCUUCUCAUCAAGGGGAUAUUAAGAACCUGAGGAAACUCUUCCUUGUGCUGUUGUAUUUGAUCAUCACGUUGUCUUUUGGGCUCAUUCUCAUGGCUACGUUUUCGUAUUUUACUUAUAUGAAGAAGAGGAAGCUAGAAACACUUGCUAACAUUGUGAGCUUUUCCAGGAGCGACAUACUUUAUUUCUCCUCGGCAGAGCUGAGAGAGGCGACCAACAACUACAGCGAUGAAAUGGUUUUGAGCAAGAGUGCUUCUGGAAAUGUUUACAAGGGACUGCUCCAAAAUGGUCAGGAGGUUGCUAUCAAGCAAGCGAAGCUGUUUAACAGUGAUGAAAACAGGUCGGAGAAAAUGUUUGAGAAGGAACUGCAUCUUCUCGGGAGAGCUCACCACUCAUGCCUGGUGAAUUUGAUUGGAUACUGUGAGGUGGACAAGCUUUUGGUCUUUGAGUUCAUGCCCAGAGGAACUCUUUCUCAAAAUAUAUAUACCAAAACGCCACCAUUGGACUGGGUAAGCCGGAUAAGAAUCGCUGAACAGGCUGCCCGAGGCCUUGAGUAUCUUCACAGGUAUGCAUCGCCAAGCAUCAUUCACAGGGACGUGAAAUCAUCGAACAUCCUUCUCGACUACAACUGGAAUGCUCACGUCUCGAAUUUUGGCCUUUGCUCGCUUGAAGAAACUCAAGCCAGUGGAACAACCAUCACAACACCCGGUUACUUGGAUCCCGAGUAUGGUUCCUGUCUCCGCCUCACAGCCAAGAGCGAUGUUUACAGCUUUGGAGUGGUUCUUCUAGAGUUACUCUCCGGUGAGAAGCCGAUUGAUUCUUCGAGAAAUAUCCAGGACUUGGCAGCUUGGGUGCUUGAUCUCGUCGGACGUGACGAGUGGAACUCGGUGCUCGAUCAAAAGUUGGCACUGCCUCCACAGCCGGAGCCUUUAUACAAUGCAGUGAAACUUAGUUUGGAGUGUACCAAGGUCAGAGGCAAGGAUAGGCCAACUAUGAGUGAGGUUGCUCAGAGCUCUCUCCCCAGGCGUCGCGUUCCCGUGGAUCUUGGAGCAGCCCAGCACAUUGUCACAUGGCACGAGGACGUCCCCAGCGUGAUCAUGCAGCAAUAG